AGCGCAGCGGCGGGAGCCUGGAGAACGAUGAGCCGAUGCGCGCGCGGUGCCCAGAGCCCAGCCCUGCCCGGCGCGGCUCCGGAAAGCCGCCCAGGGAACUUAGGGCAACGCCUUUGGGACCCCCUACUGGUUGGUAGGCAGGAUGGUGAGCUCCUUGCCUCUGGGUAGCGGACACCUGUGGGCCGCGUGGAUGCACAGGGGAUCCUUGUGGAGGCUGCCUAUGUUCCCCUCCUUCCCAGGCUGGCAUCCCCACCGCAGGCUUCCUGACCACAGGUGCUGGCCUCGUGCCCCAGGGCGCCUGUCUGCUGAUGUGCCCAGCUCCUGCCCACCAUGCCGCCCUACAUCUCGGCCUUCCAGGCUGCCUACAUUGGCAUCGAGGUGCUCAUUGCCUUGGUCUCUGUGCCCGGAAAUGUACUGGUGAUUUGGGCUGUGAAGGUGAACCAGGCACUUCGCGAUGCCACCUUCUGCUUCAUCGUGUCACUGGCGGUAGCUGAUGUGGCCGUUGGCGCCCUGGUCAUCCCACUGGCCAUCCUUAUCAACAUUGGGCCACAGACCUACUUCCACACCUGCCUCAUGGUGGCCUGCCCUGUCCUCAUCCUCACCCAGAGCUCCAUUCUGGCUCUGCUCGCCAUUGCUGUGGAUCGAUACCUCCGAGUCAAGAUCCCUCUCCGGUACAAGACAGUGGUGACCCAGCGGCGGGCGGCAGUGGCCAUAGCUGGCUGCUGGAUUCUCUCCCUUGUGGUAGGCCUGACACCCAUGUUUGGCUGGAACAACCUGAGUGUGGUAGAGCAAGACUGGAGAGCCAACGGCAGUGUUGGGGAGCCCGUGAUCAAGUGUGAGUUUGAGAAGGUUAUCAGCAUGGAGUACAUGGUCUACUUCAACUUCUUCGUCUGGGUGCUGCCGCCACUGCUCCUCAUGGUCCUCAUCUACCUGGAGGUCUUCUACCUGAUCCGUAAGCAGCUCAACAAAAAGGUGUCAGCCUCCUCCGGUGACCCCCAGAAGUACUACGGGAAGGAGCUGAAGAUCGCCAAGUCGCUGGCCCUCAUCCUCUUCCUCUUUGCCCUCAGCUGGCUGCCGCUGCAUAUCUUGAACUGUAUCACCCUCUUCUGCCCCACCUGCCAGAAACCCAGCAUUCUGAUCUACAUCGCCAUCUUCCUCACACACGGCAACUCCGCCAUGAACCCCAUCGUCUAUGCCUUCCGGAUCCACAAGUUCCGGGUCACCUUUCUGAAGAUUUGGAAUGACCACUUCCGAUGCCAGCCUAAGCCUCCCAUCGAUGAAGACCUCCCAGAGGAGAAAGCUGAGGACUAGACUCUGCCUUGCUCCGUCUAGCCCAUGCCCAGCGGCUCUCUGUUCAACUCCCACGUCCUCCCUGUCCCACCCUGUCCCACUGUCCCUCCUCAGUUUUCCCAGCUGGGGUGUAGGCUGUGGACACCAGGGAGGCUCUGAAGAGAUACCAUGGAAUAGGGCCCCCCUAUAAGGAGCUAGCUGCCCUGUACUUGGGGACCCGGAGGAGGCUUGGAGGUGGGGCGGGCUAUGAUAGGGAACUGGGUGCCCUGAGAUGUGAGGAGAGUCUUGUGUGCCCCAUCCCUGGCUGUUCUCUGAGCUGUUCAGAGAGCCAGGGUUAGAAUAUUCUGGCUCCUACAGUCAGGCAGGGAGGGGAGCCUGCUAUUAGGUGUUGGUGGCCCGAGGGACCAACUUCAAGGUGAGAAAGACAGUCCCUUAGAGGUAAAUGGAUAGAGAGAGGAUAUGUCCUGGCUUUGCUGUCUCUCCUCUUCUGUAGGAGAAGACAGUAAAUCACAGGGAAGGAGACCUCAGCCCCUCCUCCAAGGAUUGUGUGCUUGGCCAUGCAGGCGCUGUGGUACCUGCUUUCCUCACCUGGGCUUAUACUUGGGAGAGGCAGAAAGAAUGGGUCCAGGGAUCCUCUCACAUUUACUUUAUUCACAUCCUGGCCCUCAAAGUGGGCCACAAAGUCCUUGGGAAUAAAAAUAGUGCAGAAGGUGCUGGCUUCAGCUAGCCAGCAGGGAGCAGCACUGAGCCCUUCUUGCCCUGAACUUCCUGGGAGUCCCCAGUGUAAUUUACUGUCUGGGGCACCAAGCUUCACCAACUCUCAGAGCAGGCCUGGACUCUCCUUCCAAGGCCCAGGAGAAGGGAUCCCUGGGAAGGACAACCCUUGGGAGCAUGCUGCCUGAGGGGGUAGGAGGGGAAAGCGUCCAAGGAGAUCCCAGGCGACCGUGGGCACCCUUGGUGUGAAGUGUGACAGGUCAGACCAGACCAAAGGAGACUGCUGUCUUCAGUGUGAGGAAGUGCCUUGCUGGCAUUUAAAUAUCCAAAAAAAUGCUCCUGGAGGUGGAUUUAGCUCAGAAGCUGUGUUACAAAUAGAGUGUAGGCUUUUGGGAGGGUCUCAGAUAGGACCAAUCCCUACUCUGCUGAGCCUGGAUGUCUUCCUUGUAUGGACGGCAGGCAGAGGAGGGUGACAGGUUCUGAGUGUGAAUAUCGACUCCAAGUCUUGAUUCUGGGCUCUUCCCUCAGUUGGAAGCAAGGUGUCCCUGGUUCUCAAGGAGGUCCCUAUGUCUAAUAAAAGAUUGUGAACCCCUGUGGAGAGUGGGGUGCUGGCACCCCAGCACUGUCAGAAAGCAACCAGACCACCUCAGUGGAGAAGAUGUAAUGGUGGGGUUGGGGGAGAAGCUGGGAGAUGGGCGUGGUGGCAGAUGGAAAAAGGAAGGUUCCAGAGAUGGUGUGUCUGUUGCUAUGGUUACACAUUUAGGGUGGCACAUUGUGAAUUAGCAAGAUCCAGAACACUCAUAUGUCUAAAAAAAGUGUCCCAUGUCAUCCUGAGACCAUCCCUGUUGGCACUCUCCUAAUCUUGAUAGUGUUGCCCCUUCAUAGUAACAUAGUAUCUUCCCGUCCGCCAUGACACUCACUGCCCUGGAAACCCCAUGCUAUAACACCACACACCUUUAUUUGAAUGCUUCUCACACAGUGUACAAUUCUGCAGAGGGGUGCCAGUCUCUGCACCCUUGGGGCCCUCUCAUACCCAGGAGGUAUGACCUGGGGCCCGCCAGGCCCACUCCUGGGUCUGGACCCAACCUCUGGUGGAGAGAGCCAGCAGGUUCUGGAGGUUCACCCCCAUUAGCUGUUCUUGUGGUAUCUUGGUCUUGGGGAUGCCUGGGCGCCUGAUCCUCAGGUCUGCAGGACCUGGCAGAGAAUGUCCGUCUGCGUCCUGGUAUGUGACCAAGCUGCUAGAAGAGAUAGAUGGUGGGGAGUCGGGUAGGGGACCACCUCCACCCUUCUCGGUCUUUCCUCAGGUUCAAUUCCCAAUGCUGAGCUCUGCCCAGUGCAGCUCUGGAGGCUUCCUAGUUCACCCAGAGCCUCAGAACCACCAAAUGAGGAAGGCAGGGCAAGGGCUGGGUCCUUACUUUUCUAACGAGGAAAAAGAAUGCCUAUGUUUACAGCCAUUUGGAGCCAAGACUAGAUGCUGUCCUGUGACCACCCAAUGUAUCUUUCCUUCUGGACCUCACCAGCAUGGCCCAGCGCUGCACUGUCUGUACCAAACUGAACACGCAUGCUAGUUGUCUUUUGCUACAAAAAUGUACCCAGACCUGCCCUACUGCCUUCCUGCCCUACCCUACCCGUCUCCAGUGACGUUUUGUGCCUGGAAGGUGGAUUCUCCUCUCCCAAUCUUCUCUUAGACACCACACUUUUACUGGAGGUAACUGAAGGAGUGGGUCCAGCCACUCACCUGUCUCCUUGUCCCAGUCUCUGCCUGUGUUGGUCUUCAGUGUGUGGCAGAGGCUGAAAGAGACCCUAUAGGUUAGAGCUUUGGGGGAAGACAGGAGGGAAUAGAGAGGUUUGAGGUCAAGGAUCCCCGGCACCCCAGUCCCCAAAUAGAACAUCUUCCCACUUAGAAAGUCACACAAACGGUUCCAUUUUCACUCUGAGCUCCAUAGAUGUCCAGCUCCAAAGAGGGACUCAAUCUGUCCACCACAGAAGGGUGCUAAGGGCGACCUUCUGACUCCCACCUUUAACCUCCAACCGACAAUCCACGGAGGCCUCUCCUAGCACGUUGAUGGCCUUGCAAGUGUAGACCCCAGAAUCAAAAGGGCUGGGCUUCCGGAUCUCCAGGGUGCAGACCCCUUGCUCGGAGACAGCACGAUACUUGGGGUCCCCCUGGAUACUCAUCUUGUUUUUCAUCCAGAUGAUCUUGGGCUGGAAGCAAGGUCAGAUGAGGGUACUGAAGUAAGAACAUGGGUUGGGACGGCUCUCAAGAGAGUUUCAACCCUGCUGCCUCUACCCGGCCCACCAGCCCAGGGCCUCUGACCUUAGGUGACGCUCGGACGCUGCAGAAAAGCUGCGUGCUAUAGCCAGGAGUGGAGGUACGGUCAGCCAGCGGCUGGGUGAAGGAGGGCGCUUCUGAGAAGUCUCGCUCAGUAAACUCUCUAGGUUUGGCAGUGAUAGCUAGGUUCAGGGGAGAAUUGAGGUUAUAGGGGUGCAGAGGGCUUCAGAAGACUGGCCUCAACCCUAAACGUUGGGAUGCUCAACCUGGUCAACGUGUGAAGACACCAGAGAAAGCCUAGCUGAGCAGGGCUGAGGCUGAUCGGAGGUGAACGGAGAGGAGUGGGUGGGAAAACUCGAGUCUUGCGGCAGGAGGUGAACAUCACAUUUCCAUUUCUGCUUGCCUCUGCCACCCGAGUGGCUUUCCUUUUUAAAUACAAAAUGCUCAGGGCUGUGAUGCUCUGGCUGAUGUAAAAGCGGCUCCUAGGGUGAGUGAGAUGGCUCAGCAGGUGAGGGCGUUUGCCACCAAGUUUACCGCCCUGAGUUCAGUUCCUGGGACCCAUAUGGUAGAAGGAGGGAACGGACAUGUCCUUAGACGUACACAUGCACGUCCGCAUGUGAACACACACUCACACACCAAUAAAUGUCAUUAAAAAGAAUAAUAAUAAUAAA
Messenger RNA from Rattus norvegicus (Norway rat), 4947 nucleotides. The record is from RefSeq and is a predicted model, not a curated record. Lineage: Eukaryota; Metazoa; Chordata; Mammalia; Rodentia; Muridae.